UUGUUGCUCAGCAUUCAGCAACACAUCCUGCCAUCCUGCCAUCUUAUCAUCUCUCUCUCUCGACACAAUCCAUGGAACCUAAAUUCCUCUCCACCGGGUUCCAAUAUUCAACCCUGCCGGAGAACUAUGUCCGGCCAGAAUCCGAGAGGCCUAGACUAUCACAAGUCACUAACUGCCCGGACAUUCCGGUUGUGGAUUUGGCUUGCGUGGACAGAUGUAGAAUAAGCCAGCAAAUUGGGAAUGCAUGUCGCUGCUUUGGUUUUUUCCAGGUGAUAAACCAUGGAAUACCGGUGGAAUCAACGAUGAGAAUGUUGGAAAUGGCGAAGGAGUUCUUUCACAUGUCAGUGGAAGAGAAGAUGAAGUACUACUCGGAUGAUCCAUCCAAGACGCUGAGAUUGUCUACGAGCUUCAAUGUGAAGAAAGAAACGGUUCGCAACUGGAGAGACUAUCUCCGCCUUCAUUGUUAUCCUCUAGACAAAUACGUGCAUGAAUGGCCUUCUCAUCCUUCUUCCUUCAAGGAUGUAGUAAGUAGAUACAGUAAAGAAGUUCGGCAACUUGGGUUCAGAUUACUGGAAUACAUAUCAGAGAGCUUAGGGUUAGAAGAAGAAUACAUGGAGAAAGUUUUGGGUGAACAAGGGCAACACAUGGCCAUUAACUACUACCAACCAUGCCCCCAACCAGAGCUAACAUAUGGAUUGCCGGCUCAUACAGACCCCAACGCCAUUACCAUCCUUCUUCAAGAUGAACAAGUAGCUGGUUUGCAAGUGUUCAAGGAUGGAAACUGGUUUGCUGUAAAUCCCCAACCGGAUACAUUUAUCAUUAACAUUGGUGAUCAAUUACAGGCAUUGAGUAACGGGCAGUACAGAAGUGUGUGGCAUCGAACCGUCGUCAACACUGAGAAGCCAAGGAUCUCGGUGGCUUCAUUCUUGUGCCCUGCCAAUCAUGCAGUGAUCACCCCGGCGGAGGGGCUCACUGAGGACGGAACUCCUGCCAUGUACAAGAGUUUUACUUACGAGGAGUACUAUCAAAAGUUCUGGAGCAGGAACUUGGAUCAACAACAUUGCCUAGAGCUGUUCAAGAAUAAUUGAAGCUCUGCUGUUGGUUGGUUAUUGUCAUCGCUUAAUUAAUUGGGUUCUUUAGCUUCGCUCUUGAAGUCGAGCUUUGAAUUUGCUUUCUUUUAUUCGCUUUUAUCAUCUUUCUCUGAACUCUAGCUAGAACUGUAAACCUUAUUGUGUAUUAAUUUUAUGGAGAAUGUUCAAACUUUGUCUUGUUUA
This is a messenger RNA of Nelumbo nucifera (sacred lotus), 1274 nucleotides long. It is a transcript of the gene DMR6, whose product is annotated as 2-oxoglutarate (2OG) and Fe(II)-dependent oxygenase superfamily protein. Lineage: Eukaryota; Viridiplantae; Streptophyta; Magnoliopsida; Proteales; Nelumbonaceae. The record is from RefSeq and is a predicted model, not a curated record.